AACGACCUCUCCCAACAACCAACUUCCUUUCUCACACCAGACCCGUGUAUACUACAUCCCAUUUACAUUCACUUCCCCUGUCUCCAUAUCCCGAAAAUCUUCACACACGCUUGCGCGGGCGAAUAAUCUGAAGAUCUGUAAUUUGUGAAUAUUUGUUCAUAUAUGUCAGAGAGGGAUUUGAGGAGAAGGAUCACGGCGUCCCGUAGAGCUAAUAGCAGAAGCAGAACAGGAAAAUCAUCUCCAUCACCAUCGCCGGCACCGUCACGGUUAAAAUUUCGGAGUAGUAGGCCACCAGUUGAUGUCUGGUUGAGGAAGUCAUCGGAGAACUUGAGGAUUUUGCAGAGAUCCAAAUCGGAGCCGUUGCUAUGGAGAGGUGGAGGUGGAGUGGAGGAUCGGAGCUUGACGUCGGUGACUGAUAUAGAUGUAGGAGUGCUUUACCGGCCGCAGACGUGCAAUGAUAUAUUCUCGUCACCGGAGAAUUUGUUGCCUCGGUCUCCAAAUGUCGAGAGGUACAACAAAGACUCCAAGGUUGUAGUUAAUGUAACAUUUGAGGGAAGUCCUGGGCCAAUCCGAACAAUGGUGAAAUUAGGAUCCAGUGUUGAGGAGAUGAUAAAGCUUGUGAUUAGAAAGUACAACUCGGAAGGCCGCACUCCUCGUCUGGAUAAAGAUUUUGCUUCGAGAUGUGAAUUACACCACUCGUACUUCAGCCUUCAAUGUUUGAGCAAGUCAGAUAUAAUUGGGGAUGUCGACAGCAGAAGUUUUUAUUUGCGAAAGUGCAGCAUUGAUCGAGGUGAAAGUUCUCCAAAUACAAACAACAUCCCUAUGAAUGCGAACAAUGACCUUCCUUUCAUUCCAAGUUUCAUUAGCCAACAUAUGAACAAAAUUGUCAGAAGAACACGACGACUUUGGAAACUUUUAGGAUGCAUCUAAUGUCGUCUUUACCAGAGUAACACAAUAUUAUGUUGUUGCUCUGACAUUUUUACGGUUCAUUCUUUUUUCCUUUUUAA
Olea europaea var. sylvestris is the source of this 1007-nucleotide messenger RNA. RefSeq lists its product as uncharacterized. The transcript is spliced from 3 exons. The coding region runs from base 163 to 930 and encodes 255 amino acids. Lineage: Eukaryota; Viridiplantae; Streptophyta; Magnoliopsida; Lamiales; Oleaceae. The record is from RefSeq and is a predicted model, not a curated record.